Messenger RNA from Cololabis saira (Pacific saury), 1574 nucleotides. RefSeq names its product nucleotide binding protein-like (gene nubpl). The record is from RefSeq and is a predicted model, not a curated record. NCBI's taxonomy places the organism in Eukaryota, Metazoa, Chordata, Actinopteri, Beloniformes, Belonidae. The coding region runs from base 55 to 1026 and encodes 323 amino acids. Gene Ontology annotation, molecular function: 4 iron, 4 sulfur cluster binding; ATP-dependent FeS chaperone activity; ATP binding. Gene Ontology annotation, biological process: mitochondrial respiratory chain complex I assembly; iron-sulfur cluster assembly. The transcript is spliced from 11 exons. Gene Ontology annotation, cellular component: mitochondrion.
GCGCCCCCGACGCGCGGCGCGCUCCCGCUGCGGGAGAACUCCAAACAGCUGAGCAUGAGUCUCUUCACCUACAGCAGACUGUCCCACAUUCUCAGGAUAUCCUCCCUGAAACUCUCAGCGGGACGGGCGGAGAUAACCCCGGGGUCCGUGGGCUGCGUCCAGCCCAAGAGGUGGCAGGGGUCAGGGGACAGUAAGGCGCUGCAGGAGAGGCAGAAGAAGCAGAUGGCUCGAGGUCUGCCCAAGCACAAGCCCAUCAGCGGCGUGGACCAGGUCAUCGUCGUCGCCUCAGGGAAAGGUGGCGUGGGCAAGUCCACCACGGCAGUAAAUUUGGCUCUUGGAUUAAUGGCCAAUGACCCGUCCAAGUCCGUGGGGCUGUUGGACGCUGACAUUUAUGGUCCUUCAAUUCCCAAACUGAUGAACCUGCGGGGAAACCCAGAGCUCAGCGACAAUAAUCGGAUGAUUCCUCUCAGCAACUACGGCGUCCCCUGCAUGUCCAUGGGUUUCCUGGUGGAGGACACGGCCCCCAUCGUGUGGAGGGGUCUGAUGGUGAUGUCUGCCAUCGAGAGGCUGCUGAGACAGGUGGACUGGGGUUCGUUGGACUAUCUGGUUGUGGACAUGCCUCCUGGGACAGGAGAUGUCCAGCUGUCAAUCACCCAGAACAUCCCAAUAGCAGGUGCCGUCAUCGUGUCCACGCCCCAGGACAUCGCCCUGCUGGACGCUCGCAGAGGAGCCGAGAUGUUCAAGAAAGUAAACGUGCCGGUUCUGGGUCUGGUGCAGAACAUGAGCGUCUUCCACUGUCCCAACUGCAACCACCAGACACACAUCUUCGGUUCUGACGGGGCCCUGAAGCUCGCCCAGACUCUCGGAAUCAAGAUGCUGGGUGACGUCCCCCUGCACCUGAACAUCAGAGAGACGUCAGACCGGGGACAGCCCGUGGUCGUGUCCUCCCCCGGCAGCCCCGAGGCGGCGGCGUACAGGAGCGUGGCGGCGGCGGUGCUGCAGCGGCUGCAGGAGGUCAACGCCUGACGGGCCAGACGGGCCUGGACCACCUGCUUCACGUGACCUCAGCUGUACACGCACAAACGUCUCUGCUGUCACAACGCACAGUUCUCCAUUAGCACCAGUGACCUGCUCUUUACUGCAUCACUGACGUCAGAUUCAAUAAAGCCGUUUACCUGGACAGAGCAAUAAUGGGCUAGAAUGGAGCUUUUUAAUCUUACAAUCUAUUUAUCUCAAAGUUUGGAUAUUGUGCUACAACUCAACUCUCUGCAUCAAAACAUAGCUCAGUGUUUAAUAGUCUUUUUUUUUGAGAAAUAUUUGUAUUGACUUUUUCAAUUACAGUACAAAGACACAAAACAGAACAAGGCACAUUAAUACAUACAAAUAGGCACUUGAAGUUAUUCCAAAUAUAGAGAUUUAAGUGGUAUAUUUUACUGCUGUGAUAACUGACCAGUGGUGGCUUGUCAAUAGGGGGCGCUAGGGCGCCGCCCCCCUUAAAAUUACAGGAAAAAAUAUAGACGGUACACAUAAAUGACAUAAUAAAAAGUAAUUAUCACAUCUGUGCACUCAUAAAA